This is a messenger RNA of Pseudogymnoascus destructans, 3571 nucleotides long. RefSeq lists its product as uncharacterized. Gene Ontology annotation, molecular function: ATP binding; ABC-type transporter activity; ATP hydrolysis activity. The record is from RefSeq and is a predicted model, not a curated record. Bases 276 to 3461 code for a protein of 1061 amino acids. Lineage: Eukaryota; Fungi; Ascomycota; Leotiomycetes; Thelebolales; Thelebolaceae. Gene Ontology annotation, cellular component: membrane. The transcript is spliced from 4 exons.
CCCAUUCCAUCCAUCAUCAUUCGACGACCUGGAGCCGAAGCGUCACAACGACGCUCUUUAUCCGCACGACUGUCCUCCUUAAUCGUUUCUUCGGAUGAUGUCUGCUUGACUAUAUAUAUAUGCUCUUCUCUACACACUCUCUUUAUUAUUUGCGGUACAUCCUCUCUGAGUUGAGCUUCGGGCGCAAAUCAGCCUAGAUUACCCGUGGUGGUUGGCCUCGCAAGGCACUUGGGCUACCAAUCUGUUGAGGGGCGACAUCUCGAUAACCGCCCACGAUGCGUGGAUUACAUAUUGGCCAGGCGCUGGCUGCCGUGCUUUCGUUAUCGGUGGGAGCCCUGGCCUCUGAGAACUUCACUUACAUCGACAUGAUGCGUGCGCGUAAUGCGUUGAUGGACGGCCGGGGUGAUUGUCCUCCAUGCUUCAAUUGUCUAUUGCCAGCUUUCACCUGUGGUCAAUUUGCCGAAUGCCAGCAAUAUGAUGGAAAGUGCAGCUGUCCUGCCGGGUUUGGCGGAGAGGACUGCAUGCAACCAGUAUGCGGAUCGUUGGCAGAUGGAAAAGAGCGACCAAUGCGACAAGGUGAUAAGUGCGACUGCAAGGAAGGCUGGGGCGGCAUAAACUGCAAUGUCUGCACUACGAACCAAGCAUGCAAUGCACUGAUGCCCGAGAAUACUGGCGGAGUAUGCUAUCAAAAUGGAGAGGUCGUCAAGGAGAAUUACCAGAUGUGCGAUGUUACAAACAAAAAGAUUCGGGAUCUUCUCAAUGAGAAGGUACCGCAGGUCACUUUUACGUGCGACGCAAGCGACAAGAAGUGCGAUUUCCAAUUCUGGGUUCAACAGAGGGAAUCAUUCUACUGCUCUCUCGGCGGCUGCAUUUCAGGCUCCGAUAACACCUACGAGCGCAACAGCACGAAUUAUAAAUGCGAAGACAUUCAAUGCAAAUGCAUUCCCGACAGAAUGUUGUGUGGAGAAAAUGGAUCCGUCGAUAUAUCGGACUUUCUCACGGAGGAAAUUAAGGGCCCUGCAACAUUUGAGUGUCUGCAACAAAGUGGAGGAACGAAUAAAUGCGCCUUCCAAGAGCCCGCUAUGAACGACUUGAUCCAGCAGAUGUUCGGCGACAAAAGCAUCACCCUUGAGUGUCGAUCGGGAGAGUGUCUAUAUGAAACAGAAGUCCCAGGAUAUGAGCGACCUAUCAAGAAAAUCAACACUCCAUUGAUCGCAGGGGUUAUUGGUAUGUCAUCGUUAUUCGUCGUGGCAGUUAUCCUGUUGGUCUGGUAUUUGGGACGCCGAAAGUUCGCGUAUAAGCCAGUUAGCCUGGACGAUUCAGACGAUGAGAAUCUCAAACUCAUGGCGGAUCAUAAGCCAGCGUCGCUUUAUUUUGAGAACGUUUCAUAUGCUCUCAAUGACAAAGUAAUCUUGGAUCGCAUUCAAGGUGUAGCCCGCCCAGGCCAGAUCAUGGCCAUCAUGGGUGCUUCGGGAGCGGGUAAGACUACAUUCCUCGAUAUCCUCGCCCGGAAAAACAAGCGUGGUUCUGUUGAAGGCAAUUUCUAUGUGAACGGAGAGAAGGUUAGCAAUUCGGACUACAAGAACGUUAUCGGCUUUGUCGACCAAGAGGAUACGAUGUUGCCGACUUUGACAGUUCACGAGACAAUCAUGACAAGCGCCUUGCUCCGGCUACCCCGCGACAUGGGCCAUGCGGCGAAAGAGCUCCGAGUAUACGAAGUAGAGAAGCAGCUUGGCAUUUCCCAUAUUAAGGACUCUCUGAUUGGAUCCGAAGAGGGGAACGGUCGCGGCAUCUCAGGUGGAGAGAAGCGCCGAGUUGGGAUCGCCUGCGAAUUGGUUACAAGCCCCAGCAUUUUGUUUCUGGAUGAGCCUACGAGUGGUCUUGACGCCUUUAAUGCUUUUAACGUUAUUGAAUGCCUUGUUACGCUGGCCAAGACAUACAACCGGACGGUGAUUUUCACUAUUCAUCAACCUAGGUCUAAUAUCGUAGCCCUGUUCGACCAACUGGUUCUAUUAGCAAAAGGAAAGACAGUCUACUCCGGAGAAUUUGCGCUCUGCCAGAACUACUUCGACAGCAUCGGAUAUUCGUGUCCACCGGGUUUCAACAUUGCCGACUAUUUGGUUGAUCUGACAAUGCAUGUGGAGAGUCCGGGCACACCCUCAGAAGAAGAUGAUAGCCAACCCAACAGCGAUGAUAGAAGCACAGGACCAAGCAGCACAAGAGCCGUCAAGUCAAUUGCUAGUGUCCGUGAAAGCCUCGACGAUGGCGAUAGCGCAGGCGAGUCGCUACUGCGGCCAAACCGUCACCGUAGGGAUUCUAUCAAGAAGAGGCAAGAACGCGGGUUGUUCACACGGAAAAAGACCACGGAAACGGUUCUAUUGACAAAUGUGCCGUCGACCGUACUGGAAGAUCACGACCUACCCCCUCUAUCUUCGGGCCAAAAUACUGCGUUGGACUUAUUGGUCUCCUCUUAUGCACACUCUAGCAUAGCUGGUGAGAUUCGCGAGGACAUCCGAACUACCGUCUCGAAUGCACAGGAAGCGAAUGGUCGGUCGAACGGCUUUUCUGAGGGUAGCGGCACGGCAUCUCCCAACGGCAACACGAUGGGCAGAGGCUACGCCCGCAUCGGAUACUGGAGGCAAUUCGCAAUCCUCUCUCAACGCACAUGGCGCAAUCUCUACCGGAACCCAAUGCUGAUGCUCACGCACUACGCUAUCGCGAUCCUUCUCGCCGUCCUCUCCGGCUUCCUCUUCUAUGGUCUUACAGAUGAUAUCCCCGGCUUCCAGAAUCGCCUCGGACUGUUCUUCUUCCUGUUGGCCCUCUUCGGCUUCAGCACCCUCACAUCUCUUACCGUAUUCGCCUCGGAGCGCCUCCUCUUCGUCCGUGAGCGCGCCAACGGAUACUAUUCCCCCAUCACGUACUUCCUCGCCAAAGUCGCCUUCGACAUCAUCCCUCUGCGCAUCAUUCCUCCAAUAAUCAUGGGCAGCAUCGUCUACCCCAUGACCGGGUUAUGGCCCGACAUGGCGCACUUCCUCCCCUUCCUCCUCAUCCUCGUGCUCUUCAACCUCGCCGCCGCCGCCAUCUGUCUCUUCAUCGGCAUCGUGUGCAAGGACCACGGCGUCGCGAACUUGAUCGGCAGUCUCGUCAUGUUGUUCAGCUUGCUCUUCGCAGGCCUGUUGCUCAAUCACGAUGCGAUUCCCAAGGCGGCGCUAUGGCUGCAGUCGCUGAGUAUCUUCCACUACGGCUUUGAAAGUUUGAUCGUCAACGAGGUGGCGAUGUUGACGCUGCGCGAUAUGAAGUUCGGGCUCAGCAUUGAGGUGCCCGGCGCGACUAUCUUGAGUAGUUUUGGAUUCGAUAAUAUGGCGCUUUGGUCGGAUGUGUCGAAGUUGGGCGCGUUUGCGGCGGUCUUUGUGGUGCUGGCUUAUGUGGCUAUGCAUGUUUUGCUUGUGGAGAAGAGGUAGAUAGGAUAGGAGAGUUUGUAUGUAAGUGGCUGGGUGGGAGAGCAUGGGCGGCGUUCGGCGGCUGUUUGGAAUAGUUACUGUCGUACAGAAUAUACAUCAUUUGUUCCAGG